GUUGUGGAUAGAAAAAUCUAUCGAACAGCUAUAAAAAGGCAAUCACCUCAUCACGAUCUUUGGUCUGAUAGUCUUAAAGUUCUGUCUACUAUGUACUUUGUUGAUAAAAAUGGAAAAAAAAAUAUUGUUCCAUCACUAAAUAAUUGGAAGAUAACUAUUAAAGGUUUCCAAACACUUUUUAAAAUGUUAAUCAAAAUUGGUAUUCGUUCACUAUUACCGCGACAUGUGAAUCAAGACUCAUUAGAAUGUUUUUUUGGCGCAGCACGCAGUGUAAGUUCAAGCAACCCAUCAUACCAUGCUUUUGCUUCAGCUUAUAAGACAUUGCUAUUGAAUAAUUUGAUAUCGUCGAAUGCACCUGGUUCAAAUUGUGAGGAUUUUGUAGAAACAAGUCUGACAUCUUAUAAAAAUUUAUUCCAGAAUAGUCAAGAUGAUUCAGUUAAAAAUUUUAGUAACUAUGAAUUUUCUGUUUCAUUACCAGUUCAGAUUAGUAACCCUCCAAUUAAUGUUAAUUAUUUACGUGGACAAGUUCAAACCUAUAUAGCUGGAUACAUUAAAAAAAAAUUAAUUAAAACUGUUUUUAAAAAUUGUCAUCAUUGUCUUAAACAACUCUGUGCCAACAAAGUUACAAACGAGCACAACCUUAUUUCAGCCAGAGACUUAAAUACUCAGAGAAAUGUUCCUUAUGAAAAAUAG
Aphis gossypii (cotton aphid) is the source of this 693-nucleotide messenger RNA. RefSeq lists its product as uncharacterized. Bases 91 to 693 code for a protein of 200 amino acids. Lineage: Eukaryota; Metazoa; Arthropoda; Insecta; Hemiptera; Aphididae. The record is from RefSeq and is a predicted model, not a curated record. The transcript has 2 exons.